This is a messenger RNA of Thalassophryne amazonica, 4045 nucleotides long. It is a transcript of the gene acot11b, whose product is annotated as acyl-CoA thioesterase 11b. The transcript has 16 exons. Gene Ontology annotation, cellular component: extracellular exosome. The coding region runs from base 180 to 1910 and encodes 576 amino acids. Gene Ontology annotation, molecular function: thiolester hydrolase activity; lipid binding. The record is from RefSeq and is a predicted model, not a curated record. NCBI's taxonomy places the organism in Eukaryota, Metazoa, Chordata, Actinopteri, Batrachoidiformes, Batrachoididae.
CUCUCUCUCUCUCUCUCUCUUUUUUUUUUUUCUCUCGUUCAGACGCAGUCUGCGUGUUUUGUGUUGUUAAAAUGGAGACCGCUGUUUGUUUCCUCGCUGUUGUUGAUGCUGUGUAACGUUCACUGACUGUCGGUGAUCGACCUCACCUGCUGCAGUAACUUUUAAACUGGCUCUGAGUCAUGACAACACAGGGGGCAGGUACAGAUACCAUGCAGGACCCUCUGUUCAUCCUGGAGACUGGAGAAGUGUAUAGAAACCCCACUGAAGUGAAGAUGAGUCAGAUCGUGAUGCCGUGCCACGCCAAUCACUGUGGGGAGUUGAGUGUUGGACAGCUGCUCAAAUGGAUGGACUCCACAGCCUGCCUGUCAGCUGAGCGACAUGCAGGUUGCUCCUGCAUCACUGCCUCUGUGGAUGACAUCCAUUUUGAGCACACCAUAGGGGUUGGAAAAGUUGUCAAUAUCAUAGCGAAAGUCAAUAGAGCAUUUACAUCCAGUAUGGAGGUUGGCAUAUUAGCAACUUGCGAAGAUCUCUACACUGACAAACAAUGGCGAGUUUGCAAUGCUUUUGCUACUUACGUUGCAAGACGUACAGAAGCUGGUAAGGUGCAGCUCAAGCAGGUAAUUCCGCGUACACAAUUGGAGCAGAUGGAGUACAGCUUGGCAGCAGAGCGGCGGAGGAUGAGACUUAUUCAUGCUGAGAUUAUUACUGAUCUACUGAGCAGCAGCGCUGCUCAACUGGGACAAUGUCAGGAGUAUCAGGAUGCUGUUCCUGCUGAGAGAACACGUGUGGAAAGUGUGGAGCUGGUGCUGCCGCCUCAUGCUAACCACCAAGUCAACACCUUCGGAGGCCAGAUAAUGGCCUGGAUGGAAAAUGUGGCUACGAUUGCAGCAAGUCGUUUGUGCAAUGCUCACCCAACCUUAAAGACCAUAGAUAUGUUCCAUUUCCAUGGUCCGUCUCACAUUGGGGACAGGCUUGUACUGAAAGCAAUUGUUAACAAUGCCUUCAAGCACAGCAUGGAGGUAGGAGUGUGUGCUGAAGCCUACCAGGGUGGAGAACCUCUGCGUCAUAUAAAUAGUGCAUUUAUGACAUUUGAGUUGUUGGACAAGGAGAAGAAACCAUGCACGUUGCCAAGGAUACGACCAGAGCCUGUGGAUGGAAAACGACGUUACCAAGAAGCCAUUGCCAGAAAGAAAAUUCGCCUUGAUAGGAAAUACAUUAUCUCUUGCAAGCAAACUGACGUGCCUUUAUCUGUCCCUUGGGAUCCAAGUAACCAGAUUUACCUGAGCUACAAUAACAUCUCAGCGCUGAAACUGAUGGAUGCUAGAACCAACUGGAUGUUAACGUCUGAGAAAAUCAAGGUCAGACUGUACACAGUGGAGGAAAACCAGAUGCUGUGCUUUAAGGUGGAGACACAUGUCGGCGUACCAGCAGAGCAGACAUUCCACUUACUGACGGACCUGAGGCGGAGACAAGAGUGGGACCCACAUUAUGAGAAGUGUGAGAUGAUCAUCCAGGUGGACGAAGAUGACACGCUUUACCGUGUAGCUACACCAUCUGUCAGUAAAGGAGGCAAAGGACAGGAUUUUAUCUUGCUGGCCUCCAGGAGGAAGCCAUGUGAUGCCAGAGACCCGUAUCUGAUUGCUCUGCGUUCCGUCACUCUACCAACUCACCCCCCCACUGAAGACUACACCAGGGGAGAGGUUCUCUGUGCCGGAUUCACAAUCUGGGAAGAGUCCACGACCGUCACUAAGAUUACGUACUACAACCAGGCCACGCCAGGCGUCUUCCCCUACAUCUCCACAGACAUUGCCGGCCUCUCCUCCAGCUUCUACAACGCUUUCUCCGCCUGCAGCCACUUCCUGGAAACCAACAAGAACAGCCAGGCCACCGUGCAGCCCUGUGCACAGUGACACAGCAGCGCCGCCAAACAAACAUUAGUAUCAGCAGGAAGGAACAGUUUCUCUUUAACUCAUUUGACCUCUGUAACGAGGUGAUGUACUCAAUGGCUGAUUAUCACUGGGAGCUCUCUGAACAUCUCUGCAAUGGGUUCUGUUGUUUUCCCGAUCACCUCCACACCCCGCGGAGCAGGAAGUGGUCCCGUUUAGACUGUUGUUGGCAAUAAUCCAGCUCCAGCCGGAUUCAUCCGGAUUGCUUUUUAGCGUUCAGACCUGUUUUUCAAGUCUGGUUCAUCCUGCACACGCUUCCAAAAUGAAUUUGGCUCAACCCUGAAAGAGGUGUGUCUGCAAGUGAGCAUGCAAAUGUGUGUGUGUGUGUGUGUGUGUGUGUGUGUGUGUGUGUGUGUGUGUGUGUGUGUGUGUGUGUGUGUGUGUGUGUGUGUGUGUGUGUGUGGAAAUGCAGGUGUGUGUGUGACACAUGGAAGGGAACACAAACAGUGUAUUUUCUGGGUGAGUAGGCACUGCAGAGAUACAAGGAUUGCUGUCCUCUCCGUUGCAGCCGCACUGAAUAGCGCCACAGUGGACGAUGUGGGAGCAUGAAUGUAGUGAGGAAGUUUUUGAUGUCAUGAUCCCUGAGCUAGCUGGAUUCAAGCCACAUUUGCAUUCAAAUUAGGGAUAGACCGAUAAUUGGCUGGGCUGAUAAUCUGCAUCGGCCGAUAAUCCUUCUGAGUACUCUGUAACAGAGGUGGGACAAAGUCACUAUCAAGUGACUCUCAAGUCAUCAACCUGCAAGUCUCAAGUCAUCUUGCAAACAAUUGGUGGUAAUUAUGACUUGAAACUUUACUUGGGACUUGCUGAUUCAUGACUUGAGAGUGACUUGAUGGUGACUUUGUCCUACCUCUGCUCUGUAGGGAUAGACCAAUAAUUGGUUGGGCCGACAAUCGACAUCGGCUGAUAAUCCCUCUGGGUAUUCUGUAGGGAUAGACCAAUAAUCGACUGGGACAACAAUCUGCAUUGGCCAAUAAUCCCUCUGAUUACUCUGUAGGGACAGACCGAUAAUUGGCUGGGCUGAUAAUCUGCAUCGUUUGAUAAAAUCUCUGGGUAAUCUGUAGGGAUAGACCGAUAAUCGGUUGGGCCGACAGUCAGCGUCGGCCGAUAAUCUCUCUGGGUACUCUGUACGGAUAGACCGAUAAUCGGCUGGGCUGAUAAUCUGCAUUGUUCGAUAAAUCCUCUGGGUGCUCUGUAGGGAUAGACUAAUAAUCCGCAGGGCCGAUAAUUGGCCUGGGGUGAUUAUCGCCCUGGCUGAUUAUCGGCCGAUGCUGAUAAUUGACAUGGCCGAUACUCAGCCACUAUCGACCGAGCUGAUUAUGGGUCUAUCCCUAGUUCAAAUCAAAUCUGGUUCAACAAACCUUUUGAAGGUGGAUUGCACCAGAUAGGAAACAAUCGGUCUUAAAUCCGAUUUGCGCUGUUCACAUUCAGAAAAUCCCACUCAGACCAGAUUGCCAACUUCAGUCUAUGCACAAUGAGUGAGUCAAGUCAGUCAGCAACAUUUCAGUUGUCAGCGAGAUGAGUUCGCUUGUACUGGCCCGAUUAUCACUAAACUUGGUAUGUGUCUUAGGCAUGGUGGCCCCCAAUAAGCCUAUUCAUUUUGGGAUCAAAAGGUCAAAAUCACCAAACUGUACAUUGUGGAAGCCUUCUGCAAAAGAGCAUCACUUUUUAAUGUUAGGUUUAUCAGCAUUUGCCAAGUCUUAGUGCAGACUAUGCAUUUGUUAAUGCUGGACAAGUCAGCUGCUUCAUAGUUUCAUGCAUUGUGUUUAAAUGAACACAGUCAGAUAAGACAAAAAAAUCAUGCAAAAAUCAGCAGUUGCCUUUUUCUCUGAAGACGACUGUUGGAGCUUAUUAGGACAAAUCUAGUUGUGUGAAACAAAUUCAGCUGCACUAAUCACAGAUUAACAUAUUCUCAUCAGUAGUAUGUUUGUGAUCUGCACAAUCACUAACUUUGAUACAGAUUUAUUUGCACUGAUUCGCAUGUAGAUAAACUAUGAGUAUGGGUAUAAAGUUAGUGAAAGUUUGUUUUUAGUCAUAUUUUUCUACCUGCCUGAGUGGAUAUUUUCAAAAUCUUAAAUAAACUGUAAUUAAAUCAUGAUGUA